GACAUUCACAGCAUGGUGCAAUUCGCACCUGCGCAAAGCGGGCACCGCCAUCGACAACAUUGAGGAGGACUUCCGUAAUGGCCUGAAGCUGAUGCUGUUGCUGGAGGUGAUCAGCGGCGAGACGCUGCCAAAGCCUGACCGCGGCAAAAUGCGCUUCCACAAGAUCGCCAACGUCAACAAGGCACUCGAUUUCAUCGCCAGCAAGGGCGUCAAGCUGGUCAGCAUUGGUGCUGAAGAAAUCGUGGACGGUAACCUGAAGAUGACCCUGGGUAUGAUCUGGACGAUCAUCCUGCGCUUCGCCAUCCAGGACAUCUCGGUGGAGGAGAUGACCGCCAAGGAGGGGCUGCUGCUCUGGUGCCAGCGCAAGACCGCACCCUACAAGAACGUCAACGUCCAGAACUUCCAUCUCAGCUUCAAGGACGGUCUGGCGUUCUGCGCACUCAUCCACCGUCACCGGCCCGACCUGAUCGACUACAACAAGCUGUCCAAGGACAACCCCCUGCAGAACCUCAACACCGCCUUCGAUGUUGCCGAAAAAUACCUCGACAUCCCCCGCAUGUUGGACCCCGAAGACUUGAUCAACACUCCCAAGCCAGACGAACGUGCCGUCAUGACCUACGUGUCAUGCUACUAUCACGCCUUCCAAGGCGCUCAGCAGGCUGAAACAGCAGCCAACCGAAUCUGCAAAGUGCUGAAAGUGAACCAGGAAAACGAACGACUCAUGGAAGAGUAUGAGCGACUUGCCAGCGAU
This is a messenger RNA of Nilaparvata lugens (brown planthopper), 751 nucleotides long. RefSeq names its product alpha-actinin, sarcomeric-like. Gene Ontology annotation, cellular component: plasma membrane; Z disc; cell junction. The transcript has 5 exons. The annotation marks the transcript as partial. NCBI's taxonomy places the organism in Eukaryota, Metazoa, Arthropoda, Insecta, Hemiptera, Delphacidae. The record is from RefSeq and is a predicted model, not a curated record. Gene Ontology annotation, molecular function: actin filament binding. Gene Ontology annotation, biological process: muscle cell development; actin cytoskeleton organization.